ACCAAAACCAAACCAGCAGUUAACGACAAAGUGCAAAACGAAAGACGGAUGUUGUAUGCUUGCUGUGCAACGAUGUGGCACGAAACAGCCAAUGAAAUGACACAGCUUCUGAAGUCAGUUUUUAGGCUAGACAUAAAUCAAUUCAGGAACAGCCUUAUGGCGGAACUGUCUCCCGAUGAGGACCAAUCAGAAGAAACUUAUGAUCUCGAAGCCCAAGUCUUCUUUGAUGAUGCCUUUGAUCCUUUAGAAGAGGGAGAAAAAUAUCCAAAAGCAAAUAGCUAUGUAAAGACAUUUAUCCAAUGCAUCAAUGUCGCUGGAAGCUUCGUUCAUGGUACUGACAUAGAAUUAGAUGAUGGUAUGAUGUAUAGAACACCCUAUGGAGCAAGAAUCGAAUGGAUUCUUCCAGGAGGAAACAAAAUGGUCGCUCACUUGAAGGAUAAGACCAAAAUUCGCCAUAAAAAACGGUGGAGUCAGGUUAUGUAUAUGUAUUAUAUUUUACAAUGGUGUAUACAAGAAAAGCAUGGUGACUCAGGGAAGCAAGCAGCCUUGGACAAUACAUUCCUUUUAGCUCUCGAUGGUGACGUUGAUUUUGAACCGGAAGCUGUACUUAGUUUGAUGAGACGAAUGAAUAAGUCAAAGAUUGUUGGAGCAGCCUGUGGAAGAAUUCACCCAAUUGGAUCAGGACCAAUGGUAUGGUAUCAGAAGUUUGAAUAUGCGAUUAGUCACUGGUUGCAAAAAGCAACUGAACACGUGAUUGGGUGCGUUCUGUGCAGUCCAGGAUGCUUCAGUCUAUUCCGGGGUUCCGCUCUUAUGCAUCCAGAGGUUUUACAAAAGUACACAACAAUUGCAAAUGAAGCUCAGCACUAUGUUCAAUAUGAUCAAGGUGAAGACAGAUGGUUAUGUACGUUACUGCUAAAACAAGGAUGGAAAGUAGAGUACUGCGCAGAAUCAGAUGCAUAUACAUUUGCACCGGAAGGGUUUUAUGAAUUUUACAACCAACGUCGCAGAUGGACACCUUCUACAAUGGCUAAUAUUCUCGAUAUCAUACUUGACUGGAAGAAGGUCACAAAGAUCAACGAGAAUAUUUCUUUUCUGUAUAUUGUUUACCAGAUGUUUUUGUUUGUAUCCACGUUGUUAACACCGGGGACAAUAUUUAUGAUUAUCUUGGGAGCGAUUAUUGUUGGAUUCGAAGCAAUACCCCCAUAUUUGUCUCUUCUCCUGAAUUUGUUUCCUGUCGGAUUGUUUCUGCUGAUGACUCUAUAUGCGUCAUCUCAAAGACAGCUUCAAUUAGCCGCCGUUUUAUCCUCUAUUUACGUUAUUGUGAUGAUGAUUGUAAUGAUUGGUGUAGUUAAAGAUGCUAUAGAUGAAGGAGUUUGCUCAAUGACGACCAUUUUUAUUAUAUUUGUCGCAGGAGUUUUCGUGGUUUCGGCUUUAGUUCAUCCAAAGGAAUUUUUCUGUAUCAUACCUGGGUUGUUGUAUUUUGUGGCUAUACCUUCAAUGUCCAUGUUGAUGUUUCUUUAUUCGAUUGGAAAUCUUCACAUCGUAUCAUGGGGCACAAGAGAAACAAAACAGGCUUCUGACAACACGAAACCAGACAAAAAAUUUAAACCAGAAAAAGAGGAAAAAGGAUAUUUUUGCUCACUAGGAAAGUUUUUCAGUUGUAUGUUUUGUCCGACGAAUGAUUACAACAAAGACGAUUUCCUAUACUCUAAUAUGAUGAAUGAAGUAAGAGAUGUCAGAGAAAUUAUGAACACAGAUAAAGAAGAACCAAAAGAAAAAGAUGUGAUAAAUAAAAAUAAGGAUAUAACAACAGUUGACCAAGCAGUGCAGGUCAGACAAUCGGACAUCGAUAAGGAACGACAACCUGAAAAAGAAAAACCAAAUAUUGAAGAUGUGUGGGAAGUAAGGGCAGACCAAUCCGUUCAAAUGAUUUCAAAAGAAGAACGAAAGUUUUGGAAGAAGUAUAUAAAGAAAUACUUAAAACCCAUACACGAAGACUCUAAGAAGAAGGAGGAAGUAGAACUAGAAUUAAUUGAUUUAAGAAACAGAGCAUGCUUGUUCGUCUAUCUACUUAACGCAAUUCUCGUUACAGUGAUGUUCGGAUUAACUCAAGUAAACGCUUUCAGAGAUUCCUUGGCCAUAGAGAUUGAUUGUAGUGGAGGUACAAUCCAACUGGUUCCAAUUGCAAUACUUUUCACAGCCGUCUUUGGCAUGUUGUUGCUGCUUCAGUUUGUUUGUAUGUUGUAUCACAGAUUUUCAACGCUAGUUCAUAUCUGUGCAACGACCGAAAUCUGGGAGAGUGAUGUCACUCACACGGGUGAAACGAACUCAAGACUUGCUGACUUUUUGAUCCAGCCAGCAGUAGUUCCUAUUGCGCCGUUAUCAACAACAUAUACCGAUAAAGAUAGAAAAUUCAUGAACGUGAACAAGUCGCUUGAACAAGUGCGUGGUGGUAGAAAGUUCAAGAAUCUGCAAGACGUUGUGAAAGCAAAUUGGGAGAAGGCACCAUUUAAGGAUCUUACGGGUUCAUUGUAUGCAAAAAACAAACUAGUAGCACAAAAAGUGAUGGACAAAUGGAAUAAUUUUAGUAAACAUAAAACAGUAGGGACAGGGUCAAAAUUUAGGAAUAUUGUAAAAGAUGCUGUUCGACUAAAAAAAGAAAACUUUACCUCAGGGAACGACAAGAAGGAAAAGCCCAGGUCUAGAAGAAACAAGAUAGGAACCGAGAGGACGAGAUCUUCAUCGUCGUCAUCAGAAGGAGAAAACCGGAAGUCAAAGUCGGACAACACGAAUGGAAAGUUUGGUAGUGAUAGCAACGUUUAGAAAUUACUUUUUGUUUUAGAUAUAUUUAUUUAUUAACUAUAAGUGUGGUAUUAUUUUUAUGUUGACACUUUGAUUUUAUGUUAGAAUAUUUACAAUGGACACUGAUUGUAUUCGUUUACUGUAGAUUAUACAAUUUAAACAGUGCGCGUACAAUCUUUUAAACUAUAGAAAAAAAUUACGAUUUAUCGGAAAUGAAUCACAAAGACAAGGUUUUGAAUGAACAUCAAUAUUGGAAAGAUUGGACGGACAAGGUUAUAACUUGAUUACCUGACGUAAUGGCAUAAUAUUAAAGAAAAAAUAUGUAUGACAGUACUCUAUACAUUGCAGUAACUUUUUAACAUUUAUGUGAGAUGACAGUUCCUUUAAAACAUUUUGAGUUUUUAAAUUUUGUACUAUCAAAAAAUAUCUAUCUAGUGGUCGAUAAAAAAAUUAAAAAAAUUAUAUAACAUAAUCGAGACGAAUGAGACACACGUUUUCUGUAUACGUUUGAUCCUUUUGUAUCAGCACUUCAACGUUUCUAGUAAAUUUUUAGUUUUCAAUUAUUUUGGGCUGAAAAAGGCUCAAUCACUGGGGAAACAUUAAUUGUCGAAUUGCGAAUACGGUGCAGUCAAAUUACAUGUACAUGUUGUACCGAAUCAUUGUAUUGAUCAGUAGUUAAAGGUUUCAAAGUUUUUGUGAAAUGAUUUUUUCACAAAUACUGCAAUCAGAAUUCAAAACGGGAGUUUUAAAAAUUGCAAUACUAGUACUAGAUGUGACACGUUUCUCACUCUAUUCAUAAUAGGCACUGGCUACGAUUACGUUGAAAUGUAACAAUAAUAAAAAGAUAUUGUUACAUUGGACACUAAUUGCCGGGAUGCUAUGUUUGGUUAGAAAGCGAAUAAUUACGAACGGAACUAUAAUAUUUGUGUCAUAAUAAGAAUAAUGAUCCUCACAUCUCAAUGUUGGUUUAUAGACAUAAUUCAAAUAAAAAUAUUCUAUAUGAGAUAACAGUAUAUGUUGGUUUAACAACGAGACAUUUUUAUAGAAAUUUUAGAAAUAUACAAUUAUUCAUCCUUCGGAUUGUCCGGUGCUUCUAAUAAUGUAAAGUCGUGUAGCAGUGAAGAUUUGUUUGUAGGUUUUGUAUGAAUAAAGCAUCUUGGAGAUUA
Messenger RNA from Mytilus californianus (California mussel), 3968 nucleotides. Its product is annotated as chitin synthase chs-2-like. Gene Ontology annotation, cellular component: cell septum; cell periphery. NCBI's taxonomy places the organism in Eukaryota, Metazoa, Mollusca, Bivalvia, Mytilida, Mytilidae. Gene Ontology annotation, molecular function: chitin synthase activity. The record is from RefSeq and is a predicted model, not a curated record. The transcript is spliced from 11 exons. The coding region runs from base 49 to 2823 and encodes 924 amino acids.